GCACAGACGGUCCGCCCUUGUUGCCGCCUUCUCUUCCCCGGCUUAAACUUGGAUCACAAACCAAAAAUAAACCCUAAUUUCACAUUCCUCUUUGUAACUUCCGAUUGAAAAGCUCCAAAACUUUCGAAUUGUUUUCAAUCCAAAAAGUGACAUUGGAGGUUCGGCUCUUUUUGUUGCCGAACCUCGCCGAUUCGAAGACGGUUCAUGCCUGACUCUGAUCACAAAGUAAAAGAACCCUAAUUUCACCUUCCUUUCCUGAAGGCCACGAGAGUGAGCUGCUUCUCAAGUUUUUGGUUUCUAUUCAAUCAAAAAGGUGACAUUGCGAGGUUCGGCUCUGUUUUCUUGUUGGUUGUUGAGAAAAAGGGGAUCAAUAAUCUUCAAGGAAGAGCAUGGCUACCAUUCAAGAUAUUAGUGUUGCAGCUGCAAUUAAUAUUCUUUCUGCAGUCGCAUUCCUUGUGGCCUUUGCAAUAUUACGACUUCAACCUGUCAAUGAUAGAGUGUACUUCCCAAAAUGGUAUCUGAAGGGUAUAAGAGCUAGCCCAACACGUUCAGGGGCUUUUGCGUCGAAAUUUGUCAACCUGGACUUCAGAACUUACAUAAGGUUUUUGAAUUGGAUGCCUGCUGCAUUAAGAAUGCCUGAACCUGAGCUUAUAGAUCACGCAGGACUUGAUUCUGUUGCUUAUAUUCGGAUUUAUAUUUUAGGCUUAAAGAUAUUUGUCCCUAUAGCUGCACUUGCUUUUGCGGUGUUGGUGCCUGUAAAUUGGACUGGAGGAACACUAUCGCAUAUUCAGGAUCUAACAUUCAGUGAUAUUGAUAAACUCUCAAUAUCCAAUAUUCCAUCUGGAUCAAAAAGGUUUUGGGCACAUCUAGUAAUGGCCUAUGUUUUCUCAUUUUGGACAUGGUAUAUGUUAUACAAGGAAUACAAGAUCAUAACUGCUAUGAGGUUGCAUUUUCUAGCUUCUGAAAGUCGUCGUCCAGAUCAAUUCACUGUUCUGGUAAGAAAUGUUCCUCCAGAUUCUGAUGAAUCAGUGAGUGAGCACGUUGAACAUUUCUUCUGUGUAAAUCAUCCUGAUCUUUAUCUUACACAUCAGGUUGUUUACAAUGCAAACAACCUUGCAAAAUUGGUGGCAAAGAAGAAGAGUUUGCAAAAUUGGCUGGUCUAUUACAAAACCAAAUAUGAGAGAAACCCUUCAAAAAAGCCGACCACGAAGACAGGUUUCUGGGGCCUUUGGGGAACAACUGUGGAUGCUAUUGACUACUAUACAGCUGAAAUUGGGAAGAUGAGUGAAGAAGAAAGUGCAGAGAGAGAAAAGGUUUCAAGUGAUCCUAAAGCCAUAAUUCCCGCGGCAUUUGUUUCAUUCAAAACGCGAUGGGGAGCAGCCGUCUGUGCUCAAACUCAACAAUCAAGUAAUCCGACAAUUUGGUUGACAGAAUGGGCUCCCGAACCACGUGAUGUUGUUUGGGAUAAUCUUGCAAUACCCUUUGUUGAAGUCACUGUCCGAAGAUUGCUCAUGGCUGUUGCUCUAUUUUUUCUGACAUUCUUCUUUAUGAUCCCUAUAGCACUUGUCCAAUCUGUAGCCAACAUUGACGGCAUUCAGAAGGUUCUUCCUUUCUUAAAGCCACUAAUAAAAAUUGGUGUCAUCAAGUCUUUCAUUCAAGGUUUUCUUCCAGGGAUUGCCCUAAAGAUAUUCCUUAUUUUUCUUCCAAUGAUUUUAAUGGCUAUGUCCAAAGUAGAAGGAUUUACAUCUCUCUCAUCUUUAGAGACAAGAUCAGCUGGGAAGUAUCAUUUAUUCUUAAUUGUCAAUGUCUUUCUUGGGAGCAUUAUUACAGGCACGGCAUUUCAGCAGCUUCAUAACUUUAUUAAUCAGCCUCCUACAGAGAUUCCAAAAACUAUUGGCGUUUCAAUCCCAAUGAAAGCUACUUUCUUUAUCACUUACAUUAUGGUUGAUGGCUGGUCUGGCGUUGCUGCAGAGGUCCUGAGGUUGGUUCCACUAAUUCUGUUUCACCUAAAGAAUACAUUCCUCGUCAAGACAGAACGAGACAGGGAGGAGGCAAUGGAUCCUGGUUCCUUAAACUUUGCCACAUAUGAACCUCGCAUACAGUUGUAUUUCUUGCUGGGACUUGUAUAUUCAGUGGUCACGCCCAUACUUCUUCCUUUCAUUAUUGUCUUCUUUGCCUUUGCCUAUCUGGUUUUUCGCCAUCAGAUCAUCAAUGUAUAUGACCGGAAGUAUGAGAGUGGGGCAGCAUUUUGGCCAGACGUGCAUCUUCGUAUAAUAAUUGGUUUGAUAAUAUCGCAAUUUCUACUGAUGGGAUUGAUGAGCACGAAAGAUGCUGUACAGUCGACACCUUUCCUAGUUGCACUUCCAAUCUUGACAAUUUGGUUCCAUCGAUUUUGCAAAGGACGCUUUGAAUCAGCAUUCAUUAAAUUCCCAUUACAGGAUGCAAUGGUGAAGGAUACAUUAGAACGAGCUACAGAACCAAACCUAAACUUGAAAGCCUAUCUGCAGAAUGCAUACGUGCACCCAGUUUUUAAAGGCGGCGAGUUUGAGAAACCGCAGGCAAUUGAUGAGGAAGAGGAGAGCCUACUUGUUCCAACCAAGAGGAGUUCCCGGAGAAGUAGCAAAAAUGGUUCUGAAGCCGGUUCUGAAAAUGGUGUGUGAGAUAUCAAGGCAUCAAUUUUACAAAGACUCGUUCUUGUUGCUUUUGUCUUUAUUUUGUGUUUUUGUACUUGCAUUAGGAUUUUGCUAUUGAAAUGUCAAUAUUAGGGAGAAAAUGCGUGACACAGUUCAUUGUUCAUAGGCACAAAGUAAAGUUAUAGAUGUGUAUAAUGAGAACUACUGGCUCAAUUAAGCAUUUACAUCGUUCAUUGUAUAUCGUUCAUCGGUACCAGAAAGUUGCGGACUUCUCAACUAAAUUGUGUAGGCUUUACGUGUACAAGAAAGUUGUGACCAACAGACUCACACACAGAU
Messenger RNA from Cornus florida, 2969 nucleotides. RefSeq names its product CSC1-like protein At4g02900. The record is from RefSeq and is a predicted model, not a curated record. Gene Ontology annotation, cellular component: plasma membrane. Bases 390 to 2660 code for a protein of 756 amino acids. The transcript has 12 exons. Gene Ontology annotation, molecular function: calcium-activated cation channel activity. NCBI's taxonomy places the organism in Eukaryota, Viridiplantae, Streptophyta, Magnoliopsida, Cornales, Cornaceae.